This is a messenger RNA of Heteronotia binoei (common prickly gecko), 2424 nucleotides long. RefSeq names its product F-box and leucine rich repeat protein 8 (gene FBXL8). The record is from RefSeq and is a predicted model, not a curated record. Bases 42 to 1175 code for a protein of 377 amino acids. The transcript is spliced from 2 exons. Gene Ontology annotation, molecular function: protein binding. NCBI's taxonomy places the organism in Eukaryota, Metazoa, Chordata, Lepidosauria, Squamata, Gekkonidae.
GAGAUCUGCUGUUGGAGUUUGAAAUCAGCUGCCUCAAAAGGAUGCCAAUACUGGACAUUUGGGACAUGAUCCCGGAAGAAAUUUUGUCCCACAUAUUUUGCUACCUCCCUCUCAAGGACAGACUCGCAGCCUUCCAAGUGUGUAGGCGCUGGGCUGUGGCGGUUUCUGCCAGUUCCGUCUGGAACUUCACAGAGGUCAGCUGCAAGGAUGAGGAUGAAGAUGGCACAUUGCAGAGCUUACACCAGUUCCUGGACCUUAUCAAGCAUCUGAAGAUCUUGUUUGAUCAGUCCAAGGAGGUAAUUCGGAGGAACGUCUCUCAAAUUUUAGACAUGCUGGCCCAGCAGAACCACAAGUUGCAGGCUCUCUGCAUCGCCUGCACAGGGGAGAAUCCCUAUUUUUAUGCGGGCCAAGACAUCCUGCAGAGCAUCAGGAACAUCUGCCAGAGCGAGACCAAGAUCAACCUCCAGAAGAUUGAUUUUCGACAGAUGCCUUUCACUCUUGAUGAUGGGAUUGUUGAGCUGAUCGCAAGCUCUAGCCCGAACUUGCGCACCUUGUUCAUCAACAAUCGCACCCUGGUUUGUAAUGUCAAGCCAGAAGCUAUUGUUAAUCUUCUUAGGGCUUGUCCUAAAUUGUCUACUUUGGGUGUCUAUUAUGCCAGCCUGUCUGAAGAUGUCUUUCAGGAACUGGUGAAGCCAAAUCGGGAACCUUUCAUUUGCCUGGACAUUUUCUGUGAGCGUCUGGACAAAUACAUCCCAGUUAUCACAGAAGACCUUUGGGCUGCAGUGAGUGAGAGGCACCCACAGCUGUAUGUCGAACUCGAGUUUGAGCACACGGUCCCUGCCUGGAAGAUACCUCGCAUCCUGAAGCCAAAUAUCCCCGUGACCACUCUGGAACUGAACACUUUUACAUACAUGGUGAACCAGGUUAGGUUUGUCACCAGCAACUACAGCAGAACUUUGGAGAGGCUGGUCCUUCACACCACUCCAUCCGAUGACCUCGACUUCUCCUUGAUAGAUCUGGCAAAGAAGUGUGUGCGUUUGAAAGAGGUCCACUGUUACUGCACAGUUAGCCAAGGUGUAAUUGAGGCCUUCUUGACACGUUGCCCGGAUCUGAAAAGAUAUACUCUAAAGAUCACCAAAGAACGCCACCCUUGGCAACCAGUAAUUGUCUCAUGAUUUUUCUAAAGAGCUACUUUGGAAAAACCUGCUCAACCAGUUUGCAUAUUAUGAAAUCCUCAUGUCCUCCUUCUGAUCAGGUGUGUUUAGGAAGUUCAGAACUUCCUGGGUUUGCAGGGGCCAGAUGUGGAUUAAGACUGCAGGAAGUGGAGGCCUAAAGCUUCCCCUUUGUGGCAUUUCGCCCAACUUGAAAUGACCCCCAGGGAAUUCUUUGGACUGUAUGGACUACUUGGGAAACUGAUGACUACAUGUAAGUUUCCCAGUGGGGCAAUUAAUGGCUCCCUAGGACCAUUUCAACUUGGGAAAAUAGUGUUGGGGUCCUUUCGCACUCUUAUUUUCAUCACUUGUGUGCCCCUAUUGCUUUCACGUUUUUUCUGCACUUAUGUUGCUCCCUCUAGUGGUUGCUUUGGUGUUACAUCACUGUAUUUCCACCAUAUUUCCCUGCAGUUGCAAAGUGCAUGGGAAUGUGCUAGAGAUAGUGUGAUGUAAUAUCAAAAGGACCACAAAAGGGAGCAAAACACGUGUGGGAAAGAAAAAACCUCUGAAGGAAUAGGGGCACCCAAGUGAUGAAAAUGAGAAUGCAGAAGAGCCCAUGGAGUGGGGAAAGUGUAAGUCCCCUUUCCCCAUGAUCCAGGUUGGUCUCUGAUGUGCCUGCAAAUUAAGUUCCAAGCACAGAACUCAGCACAUGCCUGAUCCAAAGAGGGAGUUUGUCAAAUGUCAUUUGACCCUCAAACUGCAGCGCUUACUUCAGCAACCAUGUGCUUACACAGUGCCAGCUCUCUUCAUGCUCCACUGAACGUAUUGUGGACAGCGCAAUACAAAUAUAAAGUACUUUGCUGCCAAAGUGAGAUAUGGAAGGGAUUGCUGUGUGGUUUCAAAAUGUGUAGGCAGUAUGUAUUGUAUGGAACCGAAAUGCUUUUCUGCUAAGCUAUUGCUGGAAGAAACAGCUGCCAUUUUAGAGCACAGGUCCUGAUGCAACCUAAAAGUAACCUCAGUGACUAUGGUGGGCUGAAGUCAUGUGGAUAAUAGGCUAUUGCACUUAGACUCUAACACAUAGCUAAGUAAGCCCGUUAGUUCAAAUCAGUAUGAACAUGACAUUGCUUCAGUGAAUGUGGAUUAUACAUACAUCAGGGGCAGAUUAGAUAUAUAUUUUUCUAGUUCUUUUGUGAUUGUAAUAAUAUAUAAAGUUGUGAUAAUUUUGAUCACUCACAAUAAACAUUUAUCUCAGAGUGUAACUACACUUGACCAA